GAUUAAUUAUUUAAUUAAACACUAAUACAAUAGUAAAAUAUGGAGCCGACUGUUAGGCAAUUUACGUUUGAAAAAUAAAGAGAGUGUAAACGCACCCUUAUUCUGACGUUUACUGUCGUUCUUCCGUCACAUAGUCAACACAAAUAUUGUCUAUAUCAUACGUAUCGUUUUGUUGAUCCGUAACUUUUGGUGGCUAAAAUCUCGUGAUUUAAGGAGAUUGUUCGUUGAAAAGAAUAUUUCCACACAUUGUGUAAAUGUAAGAUCUUGGUGCUCAUAAGUGACAAAUUGAAAUUCAAGCAACAAUUGAGAAGUCAUGAGAAGAUUGAUGUGAGAUUUAGUAUGUGAACAUACUACAGAUGUUAUGAAGGAUUCGAUGUAAAUCCACCUGAAUUUGUGCAUUCUUUUACUGAACAAAAAAAAUAUAAAAUAGAAAAGUGGAGUACAGAACUAAGAAAAGAUGAAAAUGUUCAGGAAUAGGAAAUACUAUAUGCUUGAUCUCGUCGAAUUUCAGCGUCGAAUGCGAAGGCAAUUCGAAGGGAAUAUAAACUAUCGUAAAUUAAUUUUAAUAUUGUUCCUAUCCGCUAUCAUUUUUUUAUACAUCGGACCAUACAUCUUCUCGUGGCUUUUUGGUUCCACAACAAAACCAAUACAUUUAAUGUCACGGUGUAUGGACGAUCGUUUAACACCAUUUUACUCAAAAGCCCUUGAGUUUAAUGCGCACAUUCAACACAUCUCCGACUCAAUAGGUCAUUCAACCCUACCGACAAACCUACGCAAUAUUCCAUAUGUUGGUAAUGGAUAUUUCGGUAUUGAAAUUGACAAAACUGCUGCAUUUUAUGUGAAAUACGGACGACACUUAUCACAACCAAUCAAUUAUCAGCCAAUAGUUAACUUUCGGUAUUUAGAUUCAAGCGACAGUUCAUUUGACGAACCGCACGGAAAGCAAUCAAUUGUUGUUGAUUACACAAACGGUGUUGUAAAUCAUUUUCAAUGUUUUGGAAAUGAAUUUUUCAUAUCGAGUGAUUUUUAUGCCCAUCGCGUUGUUCCGCAUGUAUUUGUUCAAGAGGUGAAAUUAACAAAUACCCGAAACAAACCAUUUAACGUGGACGUCGAAUCAUUUGGACCAAGCACUGAAUGGUCGAGUUCAAAAACGAAAUACAUCAAAUUGAAGCAACCAUCGACAGAAAAAUUAAUCGAAUUUUCGGUAACAAAUGGAUUUUUUGAAUUGCCCAAGAAUGGUGAAAAAUUGAGUGUGACCAUAGUCAGUCAACGAUUACCAUCGAAAAUAGCGCUAAAAACGCGUGGCAUUACAAAGAUAGACAUAAUUCAUGUCAUUUAUUAUAGUGUGAAACAAAAAGCGGACGACAAUGAAUCGGCCGCCAUUGCAACAAUGACACAAAUUGUGCAACAAAACUACUUCAAUUUGAUCGAAAAUAAUGAUGCAAGCAAUAGUAGCCCAUCGAACAAAUUUCAAACGCAAACAAGAUUCAAGCGACAACACACCAAUGUGUGGAAAUCGCUAUGGGAAAGUGGUUUCGAAAUCAGUACAUCACUUGCGGACAAUGUUAUCAAUGGGGAUCAAAUAAAUGCAACCAUUUAUGCCGUCUUAUCACAAGUUCGUUCAUUUGAAUCGGAGACAGGCAGUUCAGAACAAUUUCGAAAGGAAAUGGUCAAGUCACUGGCAUACGCCGAAGGAUGCUAUGACGCAUAUCAUACAUUACAAGCCGGAAAUCUAUGGAAAGAUAUGAGCGAUAUACAAGAAAUGAAUAAAGUAGUCAAUUCAUGGCUAUUAACACUAGAGAAACAAGGAUGUCACAAUCUUAUCAAGGCCGGUGCAAGCGGCGUUCUCCAAGCAAUGGUACUUAGUUUUGGUAGUUUUCGAUUCAGUAAUCAGCAUUUGGAAUUGAACAUUCAUCCGAAGUAUUUACAUCGAGAUUAUUUUUUUCGACGUUUAAACUAUGGCAAUAUGACUCACAUUAACAUAAGCAUUGAAGUGACAGAAGACAAUCAUGCAAUUAUGUAUGUGGCGCUCGACCGAUCUGAUGGCAUCUAUUAUGCGUGCGACGCUGGAUGUUUAGAUGAACCUGUUCCAUUGUCGCAAGAUCGAAAGAUGUUUCCAGUAAAAUUGACUGAACCACUUACAGCAAUUUUGUAUAUAACCCAAGAUAAGGACCAUGUCUUAGAAUUGAAGAAUGCCAUUCAUGUCAAGGAAGUGGCUGAAGCGCCAGCUCAUGAAAACCAUGUCAUUUUGUUACAUAAACAUGGACAUCAAUUGGGUGGUCUUCCGACAUUUUUUUGGAUUUCAAUAUUCGUCAUCAUUAUUGUUUUUCAUAUCUUUUUAUGUAAACUUAUUAUUAAGGAGUAUUGCGACUCUCCAGAUGCCCUUCGUCGCUAUCGAUAUGAUAAACCGUGAACGAAUUUGGUUUUGGCCCAUUGUUUUGGUGGUUCUGUGAUCAAAGUGUUAUUAGAAAUGACAUUCGUUUUUGACAAUAAAUUGAACAAAAAGAAAACAUCUUAUUUAUACACAUUAGAACUGAGUUGAGAAUGUUUUUUUAUUUUGAAUUAUAAUUCAAUCUUAACUUAUGCAUUGCAAAAAAAAAACUCAUGGAAUAAAUAAGAGAAUGAAAAAAAGGAUAGAAUAGCUAAUAAGCUUAAGCUAAUAAUUAUUGUUUCUAAAAUAAAGCGUGAAAAUGUUGAACAAAAAAAUACUUAUUACUUAAAGUUAAAUCCUAUUCAUUUCUUGGUUCAAAAACAGCACCUUAGGAGAAAAGAAACUCAAUAUUAGUCAUAUGAGAACUAAAUAGCAAUAUAUUAAUUACAAAAAAUUAAUGUAAUUAAUUACUUGAGAGA
Messenger RNA from Contarinia nasturtii (swede midge), 2850 nucleotides. RefSeq lists its product as uncharacterized. NCBI's taxonomy places the organism in Eukaryota, Metazoa, Arthropoda, Insecta, Diptera, Cecidomyiidae. The record is from RefSeq and is a predicted model, not a curated record. The coding region runs from base 458 to 2413 and encodes 651 amino acids. The transcript is spliced from 6 exons.